Molecule: messenger RNA, 3370 nt
Organism: Megalobrama amblycephala (Wuchang bream)
Lineage: Eukaryota; Metazoa; Chordata; Actinopteri; Cypriniformes; Xenocyprididae
Gene: baiap2l2b
Product: BAR/IMD domain containing adaptor protein 2 like 2b
Exons: 14
Coding region: 555-2111 (518 amino acids)
Biological process (GO): positive regulation of actin filament polymerization; plasma membrane organization; actin crosslink formation
Cellular component (GO): cytosol; nucleoplasm
Molecular function (GO): protein binding
Source: RefSeq, a predicted model, not a curated record
GUAGCUUGUACUUUUAUUCAAAAUGUGCUUGUAAAAGUUUUUAGUUACAUUGUUGCAGGAAAAUCAGCAGCAGUUAUUUAGCAUAUUUUGAUUAGCUGUUUUACAUGUUUCUGGCUGUAGUUGAGUGUCUCAUUUGGGCACUUCAACCAGCUGAAGUGUCACUUCUACAGCUGUUCUCUCAGUUAAAGUGUGUAUCUCCUGCCUGCCUGUCAGACGGCCUCCCAUCUCCAUGUUCUGUCAUGGGACAGGUAAAUAAUUCAAAACUUCAGGCCGUAUCAGAUGUGGACUCUCCUCUCUCUCUCUCUCUCUUACUCGCCCUCUCUCGCCCUAUAAUAGGCAUUAACGGGGACCUGAAAAAACCCAUUACAGACAUAAGGAGAGUGUCAUCACACACAGAAUAACUACAGCGUGAAAAUUGUCACCAUCACAGGUACGAAAAACCGUCUCUUCAGUGUUUGUCUGUAAAUGUUUUUGAUAUCGUGCUCUGGAGUUGAUUGCACGUGUUUAUUGUUGCUUUGUGCAGCGUUAAGUGUGUAUUUUCCAACAGAAACAAGAUGUCUGGUGUGAACAGUGACCUCCUACAUAGAUCAACUUUGAGUGUUUAUAAUAACCUCAUGGAUCAGUUUAAUCCAGGCCUGCAAAAGCUGGUUACUUUAGGAAACAGCUACAUCAAGGCUUUUCAAGCUUUGACUCUGACAAGUGAGGCCUACUUCAGUGCUCUUGCUAUGAUGGGUGAGCAAGCUCUCAACACAUUAUCAUCCAGAUCACUUGGUGAUGUGUUGAUUCAGAUAUCAGAGACCCAGCGGAAGUUGACGGCUGAAGUGGAGGGUGUGUUCUGCUGGUUCCAAGUGGAGGUUCUGCAAGCUAUGGACAAGAACGUGAAACUGGAUGAAGAAUAUAUUGAAGGCAGCCGUAGAGUGUAUGAAUUGGAAGUGAGGAAUCAGGCUGCAGCACUGGAGCGACAGCUGAGGCGUGGUGCGUUCAGAGACUCGCUGGAGGGCAGUGAGUACAUGCAGUACCUGAGGCAGAGCCAGCAUGAAAUUCUCAAAGAGGAAGAAAGGAGGUAUCGUUUCCUGGCCGAAAAGCACUGCGGACUUACACAGUCACUACUAUACCUUAUCAACAAGACGGGAGUAUCUCUCCAGCAGAGAGCAGAUGGAUGGAAAGAAAAAGUUAGUGAGAGCAGAAGUUCCAGACCUCGAACACCCACUCCAUCAGAUCAAGAAGCCCAGUUAAAGAGUUCUCUGGGCUCUCUGCUGCAGACUGGAGAUCGAGAAAUGGACCGUGAGCCGCUGGGCAGAGUGCCCUCUAGAGCCCCAUCUCCUCUCCCUAGUCGUUCCCGCUCCAGCUCUGUAGGUGAAUCUUUGGGUCUGGGUGGUGGCCGCUCCAUGAGGGCCAUUGUGUCCCACCCCGCUUCAUCCAAUCCAGUCCUGCUGCCUUUUUCCCGUGGUGACGUGCUUACUGUACUCAUAUCAGAACCACGCAACGGUUGGCUGUACGGACGCCAUGAUUCAAGCCUCCGUCAAGGUUGGUUUCCUGCUGCCUAUGUGGCAUCCGUUGAAGACUUUAUACCUUUGGGCUCAAGUAGUACGUCACACCGAAGCCACAGCAUGAACAACCUCCUGGAGCCAACCAGCCAAUCAGAAUAUUCAGACACCCAGAGCUACAGUGACUUCCCGUCCCCAGUGGUAUCUAUGCGUCGUGCGUCGGUGGAUCUUCGCCCAAACUCUCCCCUCCCUGAAAAGAAGGUGGAGUCUAACAACGAGGUCAAGACCAGCCAGAAAACCUACCAUGAGAUCCCGCCCCCAGCUGUACCACUCCACCGUGGAUCAGCUGACAUUAGAACAAUAUCUUCCCUCCCUGACAGGAGGGCGGAGUCUCAUUUUGAGAGCAAAGUAGAGCACAAAAAUUUUAAUGAACUCCCACCUCCAGCUCCGCCCCUUCCAAACUCUCCUUUGCCUGAGAGAAAGACCGAAUCAACCUCCGAGAGGCCAUCUACUCAUGGACAACCACCAGAGCACCCUCUUUUCCCCAGAGGAUCAAAUCCUUUUGCCACCGUAAAGCUCCGGCCCACAGUCACCAACGACAGAUCAGCACCACGGAUUCACUGACAGUCACCGUCACAAAAACACAUCACCUGCACUCUGACUGGUUCAGAGUCUGUACUAAAUUGAUUUGUCCAUAAGUAUACAAUUUAAGUCAAUUUUAAUCUUAGAAUGAAAAGAGAUUUUUAAAAUGAAUUUAAAGGCACUUUUUAACUAAAUUUAGUAUUUAAGUUGAAUGGCUAUACCCAGCUGUGUAGCAUCAUUCUCUCAAUGCAUUAUUUACAUUUUCUUUCAGCUAAAUGGAGUUAUCUAAAUCAUUUAAAGGGGUUAUAUAAUGAGAAUAGAAUUAGACAUACUAUAAAAACAUCCUUCAAAAAGGUCAAAAGUUACAAAACUGCUUUAUGAUAUUAGCUUGAGCGCCCAGGUUGACACAUCAACACUUACAGACACGUAAAAGAAGGUAAAAUGGUCAUAAAAACAGAAUUUACUGUCUUUCAAACAAAACAUCUUGACUAACAUAAGUACUCCAUAGAAAAAAAUAAAUACAAUUAUAGAAAAAGACCCCUUUAGAUUCAUAAUACUUUAAGACAGUGCUAUGUUUAUGGUGGUAAAUCUAAUCAAUAGGUUUGUUUUCAUGUGUGCAUCUGUCUGAAUGUUGUGUAUUUGAUAGGUAUUAUAAUCUAUAUACGUUUAGAGAAAUCACAGAUUUCACAAAAUGUUUUUGUGUUUUAGGUGUUGUUUAGCAUAAUUAUUUAUUUAUUUAUUACAAAGGAAGAAAUCAUGUAUUUAUUGUGUGUAGUUUUGCGCUGGAUUGUGAAUCUCAAGGUUGGCAUUAAUAUUUAGUGUUUUUUGUCAUUUUAGGGCUGUUAAUUUAAUGUGAUUAGUUAUGGAAAAAACACAAUAAUAAAUUAGCACAAUUAAUUGUGACCCUUGACCCAUACUCCUACAUAAAUUCUGUAAUGCCGUCGGCGUCAUCGCAAUUCAGUUAAUUUUAGUAAAUUUUUUGGGCAUUUCAUGUAAUUAAUUAAAUUGACAGCCCUACUUGGAAAUUUUUAUUUAUUUAUUUAUUGUCAAAUAACUUUUUUUCAAAUAAUUCAAGAUUAAGAGAUUGAAUGUAAUACACUUGCACUAGAGGAGUCAAUGAAAUAAAUGGAAAAAAACAGUGUUUUUUCUCAACGCAUGGCUUUAUUUUAUCUCUCUUAAAUAUUUUUUUCUCUCAUUUCGUCUCGUCCUUCUCUUCAUGUAUUCAUCGUGUUCAGUGGCUCUAUCACAAGAGAGGAGCGAAACGGGGAAGGGAUGACAGAUGGAGCGAGAUAAGGAGAAGA